CUCUUGGCUGUGGUGGGGUCAAAGUUCCCUGUGGGAGGCUGAUUCUGCAAUUUGGAUCCUAAAGAAAGAAAUAAUUACAAGCUCCUCAGGCUGCCCUUCUGGGCUGAAAGAAGCGGAACACCCUUUUCCACUUUCUGGGCUGGAGAACAAGGUAACUGGGCAAGAAGUCCUUCAGAAGCAAGUGGCAGCCUCCUGGGUGGUCUCUGUUAAUAAAAGAAGGGGUAUGGCAUGAAACAGCCUUGGGAAACUACUGAGAGCAGAGAAUAAAGGUUGGGAACCGAGGCUUUGUCCCAAGCUCUGGGUGCUGCCGCUGGUGCAAAGACCACACUUUGAAUAGCAAGACACUACAACAGCCCUGGGCAGCACAGGGCCACCAUCCACCUGUGACUCUCGAAAUAUAGCUGAUCCAAACGGAGCAAUGCUUGCAAGAUGCACAGACCACAUGAGGCUGUGGCUCAGAGGACUGGGCCUCCAGGCCCUGAGGAGCUUCCGGGAGUUCUCUGGGGUGCACACGCAGCUGCCACCGCUUCCUGACCCCCAGAAGAUUCUGGCCAGCUGGGAAGCCAUCAGCCUAGGGAGGCAGCCGGUGCCCGAGUACUUCAACUUCGCCCAUGAUGUGCUGGACAUGUGGACUGAGCUGGAAAAGGCUGGGCAGUGGCCCUCGUGCCCCGCAUUCUGGUGGGUGGACGGCCGGGGAGCAGAGAUCAAGUGGAGCUUUGCAGAGCUGGGGACGCAGUCCAGGAAGGCAGCCAACGUACUGGAGGACGCGUGCGGCCUGCAGCCUGGGGACAGGAUGAUGCUGGUGCUCCCACGACUCCCAGAGUGGUGGCUCGUCGGUGUGGCCUGCAUGCGGACAGGGGUGGUCAUGAUUCCAGGUGUCUCGCAGCUGACGGAGAAGGACCUCAAGUACCGGCUUCAGGUGUCCAGGGCCAAGUCCCUUAUCACCAGUGACGCUCUAGCUGCGCAGGUGGACGCCAUCAGUGCCGAGUGCCCCUCCCUGCAGACCAAGCUGUUGGUGUCAGACAGCAGUCGCCCAGGCUGGAUGAACUUCAGGGAGCUACUGCAAGAGGCGUCCACAGAGCACAGCUGUGUGAAGACCAGGAGUCGGGAUGCCCUGGCCAUCUACUUCACCAGUGGCACGACUGGAGCCCCCAAGAUGGUGGGGCACUCCCAUUGCAGCUACGGACUGGGUUUUGUGGCCAGUGGAAGCCGGUGGAUGGGCCUGACUGGAUCAGAUAUCUUCUGGAACACAAGUGACACUGGCUGGGUGAAGGCAGCUUGGAGUCUGUUCCCCACCUGGGCCAUUGGAUCUUGUGUCUUUGUACAUGAGAUGCCCCGAGUUGAUACCAAAGUUAUCCUGAACACCCUCUCCAGGUUCCCAAUAACCAACUUCUGCUGUGUCCCAACCAUCUUCCGGCUGCUUGUUCAGGAGGAUCUGACCAGGUACCAGUUCCAGAGGCUGCGGCACUGUCUGACCGGAGGAGAGGCCCUCAACCCUGAUGUGAGAGAGAAGUGGAGGUGUCAGACGGGCCUGGAGCUCCAUGAAGGCUACGGGCAGUCAGAGACGGUUACAGUCUGUGCCAAUGCGAGAGGCACAAAGAUCAAGUCUGGCUCCAUGGGCCAAGCGUCCCCACCUUACGAUGUGCAGAUUGUGGAUGAUGAGGGCAACGUCCUGCCUCCGGGAGAAGAGGGGAACGUUGCUGUCCGCGUCAGACCCACCCGGCCCUUCUGUUUCUUUGAUUGCUAUUUGGACAAUCCUGAGAAGACAGCUGCAUCGGAACGAGGAGACUUCUACAUCACAGGGGACCGAGGCCGCAUGGACACAGAUGGCUACUUUUGGUUCACGGGAAGAAAUGAUGAUGUGAUCAACUCCUCAAGCUACCGCAUUGGACCUGUUGAAGUGGAGAGUGUCCUCGCCGAACAUCCUGCUGUCCUUGAGUGUGCUGUGGUCAGCAGCCCAGACCCCAUCCGAGGGGAGGUGGUGAAGGCCUUCGUAGUCCUCUCUCCAGCCUACUCCUCCCAUGACCCGGAGGCACUGACCCGGGAACUCCAGGAGCAUGUGAAGAGGGUGACGGCUCCCUACAAGUACCCCAGGAAGGUGGCUUUUGUUUCAGAGCUGCCAAAGACAGUUUCUGGAAAGAUCCAAAGGAGUAAAUUGAGAGACCAAGAAUGGGGGAGAUGACGUGUAACCCCAGCCUCACAGCCCUCUGGGUGCUCCAGGAAAUGCUGGGAUCCCUGUCAGCCCCCGCUCAGAACAUCGUCCCCUCAACCUCACAGACAUCAAGAUGCUCAGCUUCUAAGUGGCUUCUAAGUGGGCUUCUCCAGGAUCACUGCAGGAUCCCUGGAGAAGAAAGGACAAACAUCACUGACCCAGAGCCCAGAGCCGCAGCCCAGUCCAGCAAAUGCCCUGCUGCCUGGAGGUGUCCCCAGCGUCUUACUCCUUGGUCUUACUAAGAGAUCCCAGCUGCCCAAGGACUGAUGGGUUGCCAUAGCCUUGACGAGUUGUGUGCCAUCCCUCACGUGGGAUAAAAAGCCUUUGGGAUGAAGCCAUUUGGUAGUAGCAUCCAGGUCAUAAAACUGGUCACACCCUUUAAUUUAGAAAUUCCAGCUCUGGGAGGCUGAGGCAGGAGGAUUACUUAGAGAUUUAAUGAGACUCUGUCUCAUAGGGAGAAAAAAAAAAAAAAACCAGGGGAUAUAGCUCAGUGCAAAAGCAUUAGGCUUACUCCCCCAUAGUGCAAAAGAAAAAAAGUAGAAAACAUUUGGUGCA
This is a messenger RNA of Fukomys damarensis (Damara mole-rat), 2767 nucleotides long. RefSeq names its product acyl-CoA synthetase medium chain family member 5 (gene Acsm5). Gene Ontology annotation, biological process: fatty acid biosynthetic process; acyl-CoA metabolic process. Gene Ontology annotation, molecular function: fatty acid ligase activity; fatty-acyl-CoA synthase activity. Gene Ontology annotation, cellular component: mitochondrial matrix. The coding region runs from base 419 to 2182 and encodes 587 amino acids. The transcript has 15 exons. The record is from RefSeq and is a predicted model, not a curated record. NCBI's taxonomy places the organism in Eukaryota, Metazoa, Chordata, Mammalia, Rodentia, Bathyergidae.